AUGGCUGCAUUAAGCUUUACUCCUGCCAGCGGGCAUGAUCUUUUCAGCAUUGAAACAACGGAAAAAUCCAGUUGUGAAAGAAGCAACAUACUUAAUGGGAAUGAGGUCAGGCAGUUUUACGAACAGUUAAUAAAAGAUGGCGAAGGCCAAGAUGUAUCCAGGAGGAGUGCAAUUAGCCAGAAAGAUAAUGGCAGAGAGCAUCAGAAUAAACAGAGGAACAGAGAGUCCAGUAGAAGAGCGAGGAGGAGAGCCAGGGCUGCAGAGAUGCAGCAGGGUCAAACAGAGUAUGUGGUGCAAAGAGUGAUGAGUGGUGAAGGUGAAGCCAACUCAAGACGACAGACAAACAAUUCAGAAAGAACCAUGGAGCUCCUGGGGCUUAGGUUGCUGCGUUGUGCCCAUGAUGGAGACAUCUCUGGCGUUAAAGACCUGCUCUCAAAGGGGGUUGACAUCAACUUCCAGGAUACUUACUUCUGGACAGCGAUGAUGUGUGCAUGCUGGUCGGGACAAAGAGCUGUGGUGAGGCUGCUGCUGCAGCACGGAGCAGCCUGGGUCGGAGUGGUUGAUACACAGGGAAGGGAUGCCAAAGACCUGACGCUGGAAGCGGGCCACAAUGAGGUAUUGGAGGAGUUGGAGAACUAUGGGAGAAGAACACAGAGAGACACACAAUCUGAUAACAGUGCCCGCCAGCCUCAGUGGUGUGGUGUGUGUUGUAGCGAGUACAGCAGUAGCCUGUCAUCACAUCUCUCCUCCACUCUACAUCUCUUCAGUCUGCGUCGUGCUCCACCCACCCCCUACUACUGCCUCCCCCCCUCCAGCAACAGCUACCAGAUGAUGGUUCGUUGCGGCUGGAAACCAGGGACAGGACUAGGGCCCGAGGGAGAGGGGCCGCAACAGCCAGUGCCAACUGUGCUGAAGAGAGACCAAAAAGGCUUGGGGUAUGGACAGAUGAAAAGAGCCAAAGUAACUCACUUCCAACCCAGGGAUCGUGAUGCAGUAAAACCACCAUCCAAGGAGAAAGAGGAGAGAGGAGGAAAAGGACAGAGAAAGGAAGAAAGUAGAAAAAAGGAGCUACAAGACAAGAACUGGGAAAGAGAUUUCCGUGCCUCUUUUUAUCUUUGACUACUGCUUACUGUGACUUUUCUACAAGCCCUUUCUCUCAAACACAUCUCAAAGUAUCUAUAAUAAACAAUCUAUUACGAAGACAAGUUGUACCUGUUGUAAAGCUCCUGGAAGGUGUUUUCUUUUGGAGGGUAUAAAUAUGAAUAUCUUGACUCUACCUCAAAGCUGAAACUGCGUCCAUAUAUGGAAUUAGUUGUGCCGCUGCCCACAGAUGUGCAAUGACCAAAUGUAUUUAAUCUUUUUCAUGGUUGUUUUAAUCUGUGUCACCAAAUAUGGCAUAUUUACUAUUGAUCCACUAAGACAUUCAAAA
Messenger RNA from Etheostoma spectabile (orangethroat darter), 1429 nucleotides. It is a transcript of the gene gpank1, whose product is annotated as G patch domain and ankyrin repeats 1. The record is from RefSeq and is a predicted model, not a curated record. Bases 1 to 1119 code for a protein of 372 amino acids. The transcript has 4 exons. NCBI's taxonomy places the organism in Eukaryota, Metazoa, Chordata, Actinopteri, Perciformes, Percidae. Gene Ontology annotation, molecular function: protein binding; nucleic acid binding; DNA-binding transcription factor activity. Gene Ontology annotation, biological process: regulation of DNA-templated transcription.